Molecule: messenger RNA, 5179 nt
Organism: Branchiostoma floridae (Florida lancelet)
Lineage: Eukaryota; Metazoa; Chordata; Leptocardii; Amphioxiformes; Branchiostomatidae
Exons: 29
Coding region: 4-4752 (1582 amino acids)
Cellular component (GO): cell septum; cell periphery
Molecular function (GO): chitin synthase activity; protein binding
Source: RefSeq, a predicted model, not a curated record
GCAAUGAGUAUCUUUGAAGUGUUCGGUGUCGGCUUCUUCAUCUUGGUCGUUCUUCCAUCGGCAACAUCGUCUCAGAUCGCUAACGUCAUGGCCAUGAAUGCCGUGCACCUGUUCCCCCUACUGGUGCAGUUCGGCCAACAGCUCACAAAUCGCUGCUGCCCAAGUAAACAUGAAAUAAUUCACAAAAGAAAUGGAUGGUUAAUAGUAGCCUUUGCAGUGGGGUUGGUCGCGUGUACCGUUGGUCUGAUAGGGUAUUCUCUUCAUUCGUCGGCCACAUUUCUCGUCACCCUACUGCCCUUGACAUUGGCGUGGACUCCCGAUAUCAAGCUUUUCAAGAAGAUGACUUUAAAGAAAUCACAGAGAUCUCAAGCUGGAAGGGACGAAGUGCAACCUUUUGAAGAAAUAGCGUGUGACGAUAACGACUUUAAGACUAGCGCGCGAUGGAAGAUGGGAAUAAUCUCCAACCUUGUGAAAUUCCUCUUGACAUUCCCAAUAAUCUACGCCAUUGUAUAUUUUGACGGAACAGUUGAAGAUCCUAGCCUUAUGUGGCAGUGGGCAGCACAACCGUUGUGGCGGAUCGACAGAAACUGGAGCUAUUUCCUCGCGUUCCUGACCAACAUCUGCUGUGCGACUGGCGUGCUGUUGCUCGUAGUGGUCGCCCUCAAGAGCAAGCUACAACUCGCCUUUAUACUAUCCAUUGUGGUCUCGUCUCUCUGUUUUGUACUUGCGGUGCACGUCCCUCCUUUCUGCGAGUUCCUAUCGCUGACCAUUCCGGGUUUAAACCUGUGUGAGACUGCCGGAGAUGCCCAGGUGGGGACAUGGGUCGCUAUGAUAGCGAUGCUGCUGACAGAGUUGGUGAUGGUAGUGACCAUCAGCUUGAGUCCCGUAGAAGUCAUGGAACCAGAGGCAAAGCUGUUUUGGGUUCCUGGCUACAACGCCGUGUUCCUGAACCAACAUCUGUUGCUGAACAAGAAGACAGAGUUUAACAGCCCCGAAGAUCACAGGGACAAAGACACGACAGUCAAGAAUACACACGUCUAUAUUUGCACCACAAUGUACCGUGAGUCUAAAGAGGAAAUGACACAGCUGAUGAAAUCAAUCCGGAACAUGGCGACGAGCCCCUGCAAGGAGGACCGCCGGAAGUACGAGUCCCACAUCCUGUUUGAUGACGGCUGCAGACAACUUGAACUCCAACCUUUCGCUAUCCAGCUCCUGUCAAUCAUUCACGAGAUGACUGAAGUGACAGGAGCCGAUGGCCGCCCUCACAGUCUCCUUGAUGACUGCAUCAAGUGGCAGACUCCGUACGGGCUGCAGCUGCAGUUCGACUGGAGAGCUGAUGGAGACAGCAACAGGGGCAUGAAGUUCUACAUCCAUCUCAAGGAUAACCUUCUGGUGAAAAACAAGAAACGUUGGAGUCAGAUCAUGUACAUGACCUACAUCCUGAAUUACAUGGCCUACUACAAACCACUCGGUAUGGAAAGUGGUGCUAUCGCGGAUGGAAAGAUUAUAGACUCAUCGCAAUCCACGUGUCACGAAAACAACUGUCUCCGCCUGCAUGCAAAACAGCCUUGGGAGGGCACCACUGAUACUGAACAGACGUUAAACAUAACGUUGAAUAAAGAGUCUCGGGUGACUGGCAUCAUAUUGCAAGCUGGAGCCAUGGGCGAACGCGUGAAGAAGAUCAAGGUUGGGAAUGAGCUAAUAGACGUCGAGACUUUUUGGACAACCCAGGCCUCUUCUGAUACAUCCCUGGCGUGGUCUGACACCAACAACACGCGGCCUAAAACACCAAUUGGACACGCAGACCACCCAGACACAGUCUAUGGCAACAUCACAGUCACCUGCCUCUUGAAAACAAAAGUUCUGACCGACAAAUUGACCAUCACACUGCUGGACUGGACAGGGAAGAACGAUACUCCACGACAGCCACCUUGUCUGAGGAUGGAGAUACUUGGACACGCCGACGCGUCCAACAAACCCCUCGGCAUGAAAAGUGGUGCGAUCAAAGACAAGCAGAUCAAGGUAACACCGAAAUGCAGUCAUGAGAACUCCCUCCGACUUGAUGCAGAAAAACCAUGGAAUGGCAACACUGCCGCUGAACAGAAAAUAUCCAUAGACUUAAAGGAAAAGUCAUCAGUGACAGGCAUCAUACUACAAGCUGGGGACAUGGGGAGACGUGUGACCAAGAUCAAGGUUGCUAAUCAGGAGAGGGUCGUCCAGUGGCCUGACGAACCCCACCAGCACAGUAAAACAACGUUGACCCUAGAACCCCAUAUCCGAACGGACAGACUGACCAUCACACUGCUUGAUUGGGAAAGAAAGUACGAUAUCUCACCAAAAGCACCGUCUUUGAGAAUGGAAAUACUUGGGCAAGGUGAUGACCUUGACCGUGACACGUACAUCCUUGCAACCGAUGCGGACGUCAAGUUCACUCCAAAGUCAGCCAAUAAGCUGCUUGACCUGGCCCAGUGGAACCCGGAUGUGGGAGCUGUAUGCGGAAGGACACACUGCCUGGGCUCUGGGCCUAUGUACUGGUUACAACUGUUCGACUAUGCAGUAGGACACUGGUUUCAAAAGGCCGCCAACAGUACACUUGGAACCGUCCUGUGCUGCCCGGGCUGCUUCAGUGUGUACCGCUGCAGUGCCAUCAGAAAGUGUGUCUCUACCUACGCGACCAAGGCAGGGAAGGCCAGGGAGUUUCUUAUGAAGGACAUGGGAGAAGAUCGCUGGCUCUGCACCCUCAUGGUUGAGCGCGGCUGCCGGUUGGUGUAUACCUCCAUUGCCGAGAACAGCACUUUCGUGCCUGAAUCUUUCAAAGAGUUCUUCAACCAGCGCAGGCGGUGGGGGCCGUCUACCGUGGCCAACCAGCUCGAGCUGCUUCGGAAGUGGUGUAAGGUUGCCAGCAACCCUUCUGUAUCCCACCUGUUCUUACUGUACCAGGCGCUUCUCUUCUGUUCUUUCGUGAUUGGACCAGCUACUGCAAUUCUCAUUGCAGCCGGAGGAUUGGACUUCUACGUGUCCGGUAGUUUCCCUCUAGAGGCGACCAUAGCCAUCAUGUCAAUCUUCACUUUCAUGUUUGGUUACGUCUGUCUGAAGUGCGAGCAGGAGACUCAGCUGAAGUGGGCCAUGGCCUUGGGCGCCGCGUUUGGGAUCGUCAUGAUCAUGACUGCUGUAGCGUUGGUGGAGAAGAUUGUGGUGACCAUAAGGACUCUCACUGCAGCUGGCAACAGCGCUGUCUCCUCUGGAGGGGUCGGCGUGAAUGAGAUUUUGAGUGCGAUGGACACAUUUUACUUCAUUGCGACGAUCGGGAUGUUCCUGGUGACAGGACUGCUCCACUUUCGUGAACUUCCAUGUCUGCUUCACGGAAUUCUCUACUUCAUCGCCCUCCCCACAACUUUCAUCUUUCUAAACAUCUACGGCGUGUGUAACAUCACCGACAAGUCUUGGGGGACUCGAGAGGGAGCAACUACUGGUGGAAGCAAGGCGAAAGACAAGAGCAUAUUUUAUAAAAUUGGCGAAGCGAUCAGAGAUAUUGUCAGGGGCGCAACCGUGUCUCCGACAGAGGGAAGUACUGCCCAGGCUGCCGCUGCUGACCAAAGUGGUGCCGGGGCAACAAAUGGUGAAAACAGCCGCGAUGGCAAAGCGGGAGGGAGCAACUCUGGUAAUACAGCAGGUGAUCAUGAAGCUCUCCCACAGAAUAUGCCUGCGAUACAGGAAAGGACUGCUGACCAAAGUGGUGCCGAUGCAACAAAUGACAGUGGUGAAAACAGACGCCAUGGCCAAGUGGGAGGGAGUGACCCUAGUAAUACAGGCAAUCCUCGAGUCGGAGCGAGGCCUUCAUUGAUGGUGGACCCGGGGGAAAAUCUAGAGGUGCGGCUUUGGCUGAACAAAGUGUUCCACGGGAACACUCAUCUGACGGGGAGUUAUCAAUGGAAUUUCAUCAAGAAUGGAUACGAUGAUACCAGCUACAUUGUUGGAAUGACUUUCAAGGAACUGGGAGACAUAGAAAUUGGAGAUGAUCUACACAGGGACCAAAUCCUGGAACAUAUCAAGAGGUUGCCACCAAACACCUUCCGCAGUCGCAUACCUGACGACACAGAGGACUGGCUCACCAGGAUAAGGCUUAUUCACUGUGAAGACGACUACCUGACAGCAUUUCUGAAUGCAGGCUAUAAAGAAAAAGAAGAUCUGGCUCGACUUAAAUCUUGUAACUUAGAUCAGCUUUUCGAGAACAUAGGAAUACGCAAGAAAGGUCACAUUAAGCGCCUGAAGGAAUCCAUCGCCUACAUGAGAGAACCUAGUGACGAGGAAAAACUACAGGAGAAGAUAGAGAAACUGAUGAAGGAGAAACCAGCACAAGACAUGUCGGAAGCUGAGCCACUUUUGAAGAAACAACACCGCAUGUGGGAACGGCUGGCAAAUGGCUGCCUUAGACCAGACCAGGACACUGACAACUUCAACAGCAACAAUAUUAAUGCCGACACGCUGAAAGUAGAGCUGGGAGAACUUCGGGACUCCGCCAUCAAGGUUCUGGCUGCCGUCAACGUCCUGUGGCUGGUCGUCAUCGUCGCCUUAGCCAGAUCUGAGGUGCUCCACAUCUCCGGACACAACCCACUGGGGAUCCUCUCCCUGUUCGUGUUUGGCGUGAUCCAAGUCAUCCAGUUCCUGGCCAUGCUGUACCACAGGACGAUGUCUUUCCUGCAUUGGGUGGCCAGGGCAGACAUCGAGGCAGAAAACAGAGAAACAGAAUAGCAAUGAACUAGUAUUACUAGUUCAUAGUAACUAUAUAGUCAGUCACCAUAUGGGAAAUGAGUCCACAUUAUAAAUGAAGACUGAAAUUAUUACUCGUCACCGUACUCGAAAAAAAGACAUGACAAUGAUAUUUUUAUUGUUUAUUCACAACACAAUGACCUUGUUUAGUCACCACACAACCACGCUAGUUAUACUUGGGAAGAACUUCGGAUUUCAAUAAUCUUGAAAGUAUCAGAAUUACAUGUACACUUUAAGUAUGGCAAGAAUCAUUAAUGAACUAUUCACUGGGUAUAAUGGACAUUGAGAGGGUUCAACAUCAUCAAUUAGCAACGACUUUUAGCUGUGCAUAUAUGUGUGUGUGCUUGUGUCACGUUGUGUAUGUGUUUAUGUGUGUGUAUCUGUGUGUGUGUGUGCAUGUGUGUGUGUA